Molecule: messenger RNA, 1928 nt
Organism: Cinara cedri
Lineage: Eukaryota; Metazoa; Arthropoda; Insecta; Hemiptera; Aphididae
Source: the annotation of a GenBank genome assembly
AUGUUGUCUCAAUUAGUAAAAAUGGUAAAAUUUAACAACGGCCAACAAUAUCCAGUUUUAGGCCUAGGCACUUGGCAGGUAAAAAUUUAAAUAUCUUGUAUUUAAUAUAUUAUGUAGUCUACUUGUUAGCUUAUAAAAUGGUAUUACCUAAUUUCAAUGUGUAGACAAUGUGGGAGACUGAGUCGAGUGGAGAUUUAAUAGGUAGGUACUAAUAUUAUACAAGAUAUUAGAUUAUAUUGUGUGAGGAUAGAAAGAGGAAGAAAAUCCAACAUUAAGACUAAAUUUUAAACCUUUGAUAAUUAAAAUAAUAAAAUAAUAAUAUAACAUAAAAUAAUAAUUAAAAUAUUCUAAUCAUCAUUUAUAUUUCAAAUUUUGCAGUCAACACCCGAAAUUAAUGAAUCGGAGCAGAUUGAAAUUUACGAGGCUGUUAAGAGUGCAAUCGAUAUAGGAUAUCGUCAUUUUGAUUGUGCUGCUUUUUAUAACAAUGAAAAGUUUGUAGGAAAAGCUAUCGCUGAAAAGAUUAAAGAAGGAGUUAUAAAAAGAGAAGAAAUAUAUAUCACCAGUAAGGUUUGUAAGAAAACAAUGUAUAUAAUAUUAUAGAAAAAUAAUUGGAGUUGAUAGGUAACAUUAUGAUGUAAAGAAUUAAUACCAGUUUUUUUACUCAAAAAUUAAAUAAUUUCUUGGUAGGUAGAUAGACUUAAAUGUUAUUAUGCAAAUUUGUUUAAAUAUAUGUAUGUACUAUGCAAGGUUUUUUAUUAAUUUUUUGUAUAUGAAAAAAUAAAUCCCAUAGAAAACAAAAUCAAAAAAAAAAGGUAAUUAUGAUAAUAGUAAAAAUUAAAUUUUGUUUAAACAUAUUGUUUAUAUUGAGUUUUCUAAUACUCGAUUGUAAAAUAUUUAUUUUAUUUAUAGCUUUGGAACGAUAAACAUAAUCCUAAAGAUGUGGAAAUUACAUUGAAACAGAGUUUAAAGGAACUCGGCUUAGAAUAUCUAGAUUUAUAUCUUAUGCAUUGGCCGUUAGCAUAUAGUGUAAAUAUUUUUGAAUAGAUAAUAUAAUUAAUGAUAGUAAAAUGAACAAUUAAUUUAUUUUUAAAUUUAAUUUUUAGGAUGAUCCAAAUGCUACAGACAAUGAAGGUCGCUUAAUUGACUCUAAUAUCUCUUAUUUAGAUACAUGGCAAGCUAUGGAACAGUGUGUCCAAUCAGGUCUCACAAAAUCAAUUGGCAUUUCCAAUUUCAACACUCAACAAGUGAAAGAUAUUUUAAAAAUAGCAACUAUUAAACCAGUUGUUAAUCAGGUAAUAAUUUUCCUAAAUCUUGUACAUAAUUGAAACACAAAAAUUAAAAAGUUAUUUCAAUUAUAAAUAUUAUUUAUGAAGUUUAGUUAACUAAGUUCUAAUUAACUAAUAAUCUUUUUAUUGAAAUGUCCGAAUGUUUUAGGUUGAAAAUCAUCCUUAUCUUACUCAAAAUAAACUCAAAGAGGUAUGCGAAAUUAAUGGCAUACUUUUAACUGCUUAUGGGCCUUUGGGAUCACCUUAUAGAAAUAAAGAAAUUAACCUUUUGGAUGAACCUAUUGUAAAACAGCUAGNAACAAAUGCUCAAAUAUUAAUAAAGUUCCAGGUGAAAUAUUGGUGUUACAAAACAAAUUUUAAUUACUAAUUAAUUAUAUUAAACAUUUAGAUCCAAAGAGGUAUUAUAGUUAUACCUAAAUCAUCUAAUCCAGUGAGGCAAGCAGAAAAUUUUGAUGUCUGGGAUUUUGAAUUAAGCAAGGAAGAUAUAGUUCUACUUGAAACAUUAAAUAGAAAUUUGCGUUAUGUGGUUUUUGAAAAGUAAAUUUAAAUAAUGAAUGUAGGUAUAUUCAUUUUCGUUUAAUUAUUUUGAUAUUAUUUUUCAGAUCAUUACACUUGAAGGACUACCCAUUUCACGAAGAAUAA